AUGGAUCAGACAUCCAAUUUUGUUGAUCUGUUGAACAGUCAACAAGAUACUGUCCAUCCGUAUGCUAGUUUUUCACAACUCCCUACUCAAACUUCAUCCUUCUGUGAAGACUCACCCACAGAGCGUAGAGAAAGAAAGAAAUGGACAGUCACAGAUGAUCUAGUGCUCGUUAGCGCAUGGCUAAACACGAGCAAGGACCCAGUCGUUUGCAAUGAGCAGAGAGCAGAUGCUUUCUGGAAACGCAUUUCAGCCUACUUUGCAGCAAGUUCAAAGGUGGAAAGAGGUCAUACCCGAGAGCCCAUUCAGUGUAAGUCAAGGUGGCAGAAGAUGAAUGAUCUGGUGUGCAAGUUCUGUGGAGCUUAUGCGGCAGCAACAAGGCAGAAAAGCAAUGGCCAGAACGAGGCAGAUACUGUUAAACUGGCACACCAAAUCUUCUACAAUGACCAUAAGAUUAAGUUUAAUCUUCACCAUGUUUGGGAGGAGCUGAGGAAUGACCAUAAAUGGUGUGAAGUUAGUAGCUCGAAGGUUGAUGGAAACGGUAGGAAGAGAAAGUAUGAUGAUUUGACACAAUCUGAAAGCUCUCAAGCACCUUCAAAUCUCGGAGAUGAUCCAACUAAACGUCCUCCUGGUGUUAAGGCUGCGAAAGGAGAAUAUAGUAAGAAAAGUAUAGCAGAAGACCAGGCUCUUGCUCAGUUUGAGACCAUGUGUUCUAUUAAGGAGAAAGAUUUGGCUGUUAAGGAGAAAGAUUUGGUUGUUAAGGAGAGAGUUUCGAAGAUGUCUUUGCUUGACAGUCUCAUUUCCAAAAAAGAGACACUUUCUCAAGCUGAAUAA
This is a messenger RNA of Brassica napus (rape), 831 nucleotides long. RefSeq names its product glutathione S-transferase T3-like. The record is from RefSeq and is a predicted model, not a curated record. The transcript has a single exon. NCBI's taxonomy places the organism in Eukaryota, Viridiplantae, Streptophyta, Magnoliopsida, Brassicales, Brassicaceae. Bases 1 to 831 code for a protein of 276 amino acids.